Emiliania huxleyi CCMP1516 is the source of this 303-nucleotide messenger RNA. RefSeq lists its product as hypothetical. Gene Ontology annotation, molecular function: iron-sulfur cluster binding. Lineage: Eukaryota; Haptophyta; Isochrysidales; Noelaerhabdaceae. The transcript has a single exon. Bases 1 to 303 code for a protein of 100 amino acids. The record is from RefSeq and is a predicted model, not a curated record.
AUGAACUGGUUCGCCAACGCCUUCGCAAACGACGAUACGCUCGGCGCUCGGGACAACGCUGGACUGACCAAGGAGAAGACAAAGCGGACAAUCACGUGGAAGAGCUCCAGUGGCAAGACGAAACAGUCAACAGUGGUACCGGGCCAGAAGCUCCGCGACGUCGCCAGGGCGGCGGGGAUUCCUAUCAAGUACAGCUGCAACGAAGGGACGUGCAAGACGUGUCAGGUCAAGAUGGGAGGUGGGAUGGUCAAGGUGUGCGUGGGCAAGGUGCCCGAUAAGGACGUCACGAUAGUCUACAAGUAG